AUCAGCCAUUUGUCCUGAAUUGGUCCAUCCAAGAAGCAAUCUCAGUGAGAGAGUAACAGCUGUGAAGAAAACGGACUAUUACUCGUCACCAUUUCAGCCAGUGAGGACCAAGGGAUUUCCUGACCCCAUUGGUCUGUAGCGGUCCCACCAUGGGGAAGACUGGGCAGAGUACAGUGGACUUAAACUCCCCGACAGAAGUCAAACAAGCAGUUCCCUUUGAGGAGCUGGAUGCUGUGGCGCCUUCUGCAGAUGAAAAUAAAAAACAAGAGCCCCCUGAUAGAGGAAGCUGGAAGGGAAAGUUUGACUUUCUGCUGUCGUGUGUAGGAUACGCCAUUGGCCUUGGAAAUGUCUGGAGGUUUCCUUAUCUGUGCGGCAAGAAUGGUGGAGGGGCCUUUCUGAUCCCGUACUUCUUGACCCUGGUGUUUGCUGGGAUCCCUCUCUUCUUACUGGAGACAUCUCUGGGACAGUUCACCUCAGUGGGAGGGUUGGGAGUGUGGAAGCUCAUACCGAUGAUGAAAGGUGUUGGUAUAGCUGCAGUGGUUCUGUCCUUCUGGCUCAACAUCUACUAUAUCAUCAUCAUCGCCUGGGCACUCUACUAUUUAUUCAACUCCUUCGGCUCGGAGCUGCCUUGGCAAAGCUGCGAUAACCCCUGGAACACAGAGAAAUGUUUUUCCAACUACAGUCUGACAGACACCACCAACCUGACCAGCGCUGUCACCGAGUUCUGGGAGCGAAACAUGCACCAGCUGUCAGGUGGUCUGGAGGAGCCGGGGGAGCUACGGUGGCCCUUAGUGGGCACUCUGGCGCUGGCCUGGGUCCUAGUCUACUUCUCAAUUUGGAAAGGAGUGGAGUGGACGGGAAAGGUGGUGUAUUUUUCAGCCACGUAUCCCUACUUCAUGCUCUUCAUCCUCUUCUUUCGCGGGGUCACCUUGCCUGGAGCCAUAGACGGGAUACGUUUCUAUAUCACCCCGGACUUUAACAAGCUCGUCCGGUCUGAGGUGUGGUUGGAUGCAGCAACUCAAAUCUUCUUCUCCUACGGACUGGGACUGGGAUCGCUCAUCGCACUGGGAAGCUACAACACGUACCACAAUGACGUAUACAAGGAUUCCAUCAUUGUGUGCUGCAUCAAUUCCUGCACCAGCAUGUUUGCAGGCUUCGUCAUCUUCUCCAUCGUAGGCUUCAUGUCCCAUAUCACCAAGAAACCCGUGCAGGAACUAGCAGCAUCAGGUCCAGGUCUUGCGUUUUUGGCUUAUCCUCAGGCCGUCACCCAGCUGCCCAUGUCCUCUCUGUGGGCCAUCCUCUUCUUCUCCAUGCUCAUGAUGCUUGGCCUCGACAGUCAGUUCUGCACGGUGGAAGGCUUCAUCACAGCUCUGAUGGAUGAAUACCCAAUGCAUCUGAGGAAGAGGAAGAAGGUCUUCAUCCUCGUCAUCUGCUUCAUUUCCUUCAUCAUCGGCUUCUCCAACAUCACACAGGGUGGUCUCUACGUAUUCAAGCUGUUUGAUUACUACUCUGCCAGUGGGAUGUGCCUACUGUUUCUUGUCUUCUUCGAAACCAUUUCCAUAUCCUGGUUCUAUGGAGCUGAGAGGUUUUAUAAGAACAUCGAGGACAUGAUUGGCUACAGGCCAUGUGGCUGGUGGAAGCUCUGUUGGAUGUUCUUCACUCCCAUGAUCUGCCUGGGGGUGUUCACCUUCAGUGCCAUUGAGAUGACCCCUCUGACCUUGGGGAAGUAUGUGUACCCGAUGUGGGGCCAAGUGAUCGGCUGGUUCAUGGCUUUGUCCUCAAUGAUACUGAUCCCAGGCUAUGUGGUCUAUAUGUUCUGCAUCAGCAAGGGCAGCAUCAAACAGCGUUGGCGGAAGAUGACAACAUCCCGAGAGGAUAAAAAGCCAUCGGGGCAUGAAGAAUUUACCCACACAGGGAGCGUGGGCGAAGCUCCUGUCUAGCCAGGACAAAAUAAUUUGACGGCUUAACCCCCCCCACACACGUCUGCGAGGACCUUCUACAAUGAAAUCUGACAAUUUGAAAGAUGGAGUCUUGUCUUGUAUUUUAUUCUGUUUUUUUCUCCAUUUUAAAUUGUUGUUAAAAUGAUCCAAAAACUGCAAAUUGAAUACUGUGGAUCAGCUCUGAACCUAUGCACAUUUUUCACACAUAUACCAUUUAUGUCGGACUUUAAACUACUUUUAAUUUCUCUUCUAAUCAAGAAACUAUUCUUUGUUCAUCAGCAAGAAAAGUCUUUGUUGUACAUAAAAUCUGGUAAGACUUGAUUUGAGGCCGAAACUAAAAUGUAUAGAAUGUUAUUUACGUGUUAUUUUGUAGUUUAAAGAAGAACUCAACCUCUGUCGUAUUUUUGUCCAUUUAGCAGCCCAAAUUAUUUUCACCUGUACCUUUAAAUGUCUGUAAAUAUAAGGGCCCUGCAGUUGUAUUAAAUUGGAAUGAUUUUGUAUAAUCUCAAACAAGCCCACUAGCCUUUAGUGUGGCUUACUUUAUUAAAUUAAUAGUCAUGUGUAAAUAUA
This is a messenger RNA of Labrus bergylta (ballan wrasse), 2510 nucleotides long. It is a transcript of the gene slc6a1l, whose product is annotated as solute carrier family 6 member 1, like. Gene Ontology annotation, cellular component: plasma membrane. Gene Ontology annotation, biological process: sodium ion transmembrane transport; neurotransmitter transport. Gene Ontology annotation, molecular function: gamma-aminobutyric acid:sodium:chloride symporter activity. The record is from RefSeq and is a predicted model, not a curated record. NCBI's taxonomy places the organism in Eukaryota, Metazoa, Chordata, Actinopteri, Labriformes, Labridae.